Pogonomyrmex barbatus (red harvester ant) is the source of this 2608-nucleotide messenger RNA. RefSeq names its product ubiquilin (gene Ubqn). The record is from RefSeq and is a predicted model, not a curated record. Gene Ontology annotation, cellular component: cytosol. Gene Ontology annotation, molecular function: polyubiquitin modification-dependent protein binding. NCBI's taxonomy places the organism in Eukaryota, Metazoa, Arthropoda, Insecta, Hymenoptera, Formicidae. Gene Ontology annotation, biological process: ubiquitin-dependent protein catabolic process.
CGGGAUCGAGGCGCAAUCGAGCAGCGCGCGUGUCGCCGAGGCCAGUACUUUUACGUUGCGGUGGUGGCAGCAGCGCGACAUAACCUAGCCGCCCUCGCCGUUAGCUCCGUCAUCGUUGCGGUUUACGUGGCCCUUUAUCGCGGAUUGGAAGCGCAUCGCGGAGCCGAUACCGCACGCGGAACGCCGACGGAACUCGCGAAUCUCGCGCGCGAGAUCACGUUCAACUAUCUAACGCGCGUGUUCGUAUCGUGAUGGCCGAGCGCGAAACGUCGAGCAUCGUGCAUGUUGGUCACCGUCCGGCCGCGAGGUCCGUCUAGUUCCGCGGGCCCACACGGAACAUCGUAAGUGAAAAAAAUCCGACGUAGUUCCCCGUAGUGUUGCGUCGGGCGCAGCGGACGUUCGGAUCGCGAGCGCAAGGGAGUGUCGUCGCCGUCGCCGUGCCGUGCGUGUCGUCGGGUGUGUAUUUACACGGUGCGCAAUUCCGUGCUCCGUUAGAUCGCGCGAGACAGAGAAACGAGGAUAGAAAGAGACGUGUCUAGAUCGAGCGAGCGAGCGAGAAAGAAAGAGGGAGAGAGAAACGAGCGAGCGUACCGAACAUCGCGCGAGCGUCGAAAGUAACGAGUCAUCUACCGAUCCAAGAUGGCAGAAGGCCAGCAGGAGGGUGGUCCGAAAAAGAUCACCGUCAACGUGAAAACCCCGAAAGAGAAGCAGAGCGUGGAGAUCGAGGAGAAUGCGACGAUAAAAGAAUUUAAGGAAGCGGUCUCCAAGAAGUUCAACGCACAGGCCGAUCAGCUGUGCCUGAUCUUCGCCGGCAAGAUCAUGAAGGACCACGAGACCCUCGGUACGCACAACAUCAAGGACGGCCUGGCGGUACACCUGGUAAUCAAGGCGCCGCGUACCGCCACCACACAGAGUCAGGAAUCUAAUCAGGCCUCCAGACCACAAGCUGAUGUCAACGCCAGUCCAUUUGGCCUGGGAAGCUUGGGUGGACUGAUGGGAUUAGAGUCCCUUGGCUUAGGAUCAGCCAACUUUAUAGACUUACAACAACGCAUGCAACGAGAAUUACUCUCGAAUCCAGAAACGAUGCGUCAAGUGCUCGAUAAUCCCCUAGUGCAGAGUCUGAUGAACGAUCCAGAGAAUAUGCGCAAUCUGGUAACCGCCAAUCCCCAAAUGCAGGAAUUGAUGCAACGUAAUCCGGAAAUCAGUCAUAUGUUGAAUAAUCCUGAACUUCUACGGCAAACGAUGGAGUUAGCACGUAAUCCAUCGAUGCUACAGGAACUGAUGCGUUCACACGAUCGAGCUUUGUCUAAUUUGGAAAGCAUACCCGGCGGUUACAGCGCUCUACGUCGCAUGUAUCGCGACAUUCAAGAACCAAUGUUAGCAGCAGCGACAAACGGUCGUAAUCCCUUCGCUGCUCUUGUGGAGAAUAGUUCCAAUCAGGAUUCACAGAAUCCACAGCAGGGUCAGGAGAAUAGGGAUCCGCUGCCGAAUCCAUGGAAUCAAAGUCAGAACGACAGCGGUACGGGACAACAGGGUCAAGGCAGAGGUUUGCUGGAUUCGCCAGGCAUGCAGAGUCUUACCGCGCAAAUGAUGGAAAAUCCACAAUUGAUGCGAAACAUGUUGAAUGCUCCGUAUACGAGAUCCAUGUUGGAAGCGAUGGCAGCCGAUCCAGCGAUGGCCAGCCGAGUGAUCGCGGCGAAUCCGUUCCUCCGUGGCAAUCCACAGAUGCAAGAGCAAAUGCGCGCUAUGAUGCCCGCCUUUAUACAACAGAUGCAGAAUCCGCAAAUACAAAGCGUCGUCACCAAUCCGGAUGCUCUCGCUGCCAUCAUGCAAAUUCAACGAGGUAUGGAGCAGCUGCGCACCAUCGCUCCCGAACUCGUGGAAAAUAUGGGUCUCACGGUUCCACCUGCAGCCACAACACCGAACACGACCAGCACAAAUUCCACUGUACCAACCAGUCAACCAUCGGACACAAAUCAACAGGACGCAUUUUCUCAAUUCAUGGCACGUAUGGUUUCUGCAAUGGCAUUAAAUCAAGGCGUAGAAGUUGAUGGUCAACCUGUACCUCCACCAGAAGAACGUUACAGAGCACAAUUAGAACAACUUACAGCCAUGGGUUUUCUUAAUAGAGAUGCUAAUUUACAAGCAUUAAUCGCCACAUUUGGAGAUAUAAACGCCGCUGUUGAGAGACUACUCUCCAAUGGACAAGUGUCUAUGAGCUAACCACCAAUCCGCAAUACUGUUAUUCCAAUAUUACCUUUAAUUUUAUCCUUAUUUACCUCUUGCGUAGAUGUACGUGAGAGAUAUUUGAGGUAACUGGCUGUCAAAAAUUAUCAACUUAUACCCUCUCUCCUUCUAUCCUUCGCCCCUUUCUUCUUAGUCUUGACGGAAUACACGCUACUCACUCGUUCAAUUUGCAGUUUUUCUUAUUUAGAUUCAGAUUCAGAUUUAUCUGUGUUUUAGGCGAUAGAUAAAGAAGUGUCGAUGGUAUGGUCAUCACUACUCGUUCCGUGAUUAUUUCACUUUUCUAAAUCUCUGUUCUUGGUUAUAAUCUAUGUAUUCUCUUCGAUGUGCUCUAAAUAUAGUCAAUUUCCUCUGUUCUAAUAUU